Molecule: messenger RNA, 1915 nt
Organism: Sapajus apella (tufted capuchin)
Lineage: Eukaryota; Metazoa; Chordata; Mammalia; Primates; Cebidae
Gene: TRPC5OS
Product: TRPC5 opposite strand
Exons: 1
Coding region: 51-386 (111 amino acids)
Source: RefSeq, a predicted model, not a curated record
UUUGCUAGAGCUUUUAGUGAUAUUUUAUCUAUUGAUAAGAGCACUGAGGCAUGGAUUCCACAUCAGUUCCCGUACUCAUGGAUGGACUUGUUGCUUGUGUAGCCCAGUUAAUAAGAAUAGCUAAUGAGCUUUUACAAUUCAUUAUACAACAACAAGAAGUUCCUCAUGUAGAAGAAAAUGGUAGAGCAGAAGAGAUAGAAGCAGAUGCACCUCCUCCUGAGGAGGCUUCAGCACCAGAUCUCCCUAAUCUCUCAGACUUAGACUCAAUACUUACACCAACAGAGGAUGAAGACCUAAUGUUUGAUGUAGAUCAGGCUAUGUUAGAAAUGGAUAGCUUAUAUGAAGAUACAGUCUGUGAUAUAAAUGAUGACUUAACAAGUGGCUAAGAUCCAAUUUUCCCCCACCGGCAUGUGAAAACUGAUCAUUUCUCUGUUUUAAUAUAUUCUAUAUUCUUAUUUUCUGUAUAUUAGCAAUAUGUAUUUUCUCAUAAUUCUGCAUAUGUUCAUCAUUAAUAACCCAUAUAACAAGUAAGAUUUGGUUACUUCCAGCAAAGGCUGGUCUAUUUUCCUCUUUGUUGUUAUUCAAAAAAUUCUGGCUUUUGCCAUGUAGGUCUCCCUUUACCGGUACUUACUCUAAUGCUCAAAUUUCUGAUGACAGGAGCAAACAAUAGAAAAUAAAUUCCUUAUCUAACUAUGGAGUGGAGAAAAGAUGAACUCUAUCACAUCUUAGGACUAAUUUCUCUGGUCUACAAUGAAUGGAAAUCAAAUGGGAACUAUCCCCCAUCGUAGCAUUUACCGUAAAGUAAAUGAAUACAUUCACAUUAACAGGACAGUGUUGAGAUACUUUUAUUUGAAAUGAUAUAAUUCCUUACUUAUCCUAUAAGAGAGAAUGUGUCCAACAAAAAAUGCUAAAGUAGACUAAGGGAGGUAAUUUUAAAAGAGUACUAUCUACAGUAUAACAAAACUGCAGAAAGGUUUUUGAAUGACUGUUGCCAAGGAGAAAACUGCAAAAGCUGGGACCAAGAGUUCCAAUGCAAGACUGUUCUUGCAAAUUCUGACCACAUUGCAGCUACUUUACACUAUUAUUCUCCAAAUGGAAAUGGCACACUAUACCAAAUAACCGAAAAGAGAAAUAAUAGAAGGGCUAAGCAAAGCCCUACAAGGACUAUUCACCAAUGGAAAGACAAACACUCACCAUAUUAGCCUAGAUGUGGCCCAUAGUGGAUGUGGAUAAAAUAUAUCUUCUUCAAUAUAGCUGAACUUAUAAAGAAUAGUUAAUAGGCUUAUUACAGUGAAUCUGCUGCAGCCUCAACCUAGAAAUAGUUACUGUUCAGAGAUAGAAGCAAUAACGAAUUUAAAUAAAACAUGGGUUGGUAUUUAGCCACAAUAAUUUUGCAUAUGCCAGAAGGGGAAAAUGCAAUAGUUGAAGGACCCCCACAGCAAAACAGAGAGGGACCAAAUAAAUAUGCAGGAAAUUUACUGACCAUACCAAUUGCAUGCCAUACUGUACCCUCAUUUCUAUUUGUAAAAAUAGCUACCUUUCAGACAAGCCCAUGGACACUAUGGCCCUCCUUCCUAGAGAAUGACCAUUGCAUCUCAUGCCAUGGGCAAAAACUAGGUAAAGAUAUAAAGAUAUACCACUAGACAAUGUAUUACAUGCAAACUGCAAAGAAAUGACUUGUAGAAGGAAAUCCACACUGGUGGAAAUCAGAUUAUACCAAUUCAUAUAAAGACCUAAAGCAUAUUAUAGUCAAAAUAAUUAAAAUGACAUUUAACACAGAUGACUUCAGAGCUAACCUUUGAAAAUCAGAAUUUGUGGAACUAUUCAACAUAUUAAUAUGAGAACUUUCAAAAAUAGACUGCUAUGUGAAAGGAUUGAUAAAAGUAGAUGAGGAUUCAGGAGACUUAGAGGAGCA